Penaeus vannamei (Pacific white shrimp) is the source of this 4021-nucleotide messenger RNA. The record is from RefSeq and is a predicted model, not a curated record. NCBI's taxonomy places the organism in Eukaryota, Metazoa, Arthropoda, Malacostraca, Decapoda, Penaeidae.
UGCUGCAGAGAAGCUGGUUCUUCGCUCGAGGCAAUUUGUAGAUGUGCGCAAGGACGAUGGAUUUGCAGCUCUCCACCUGGCUGCCUUAAAUGGACACCGACAGGUUGCGGAAACACUCAUCACCCUUGGCCAGGCUUCUGUCGACAUCACCAACAACAAGAAGCAGACGCCCCUCCUCCUUGCCGUGUCACAGGGUCACUGCGGUGUUGUUGAGCUCCUGGUGGACAGCAAUGCCGACGUAAGGGCAUGUGACGAGGAUGGGGACACAGCACUCCACUUGGCACUUUUGAAGAACUCCACCACAACACAUGCCCACCCCUCUCAUGCCCCAACCAUUACGCAGAUCCUCAACAAUAUCUCCCAGCGAGGUUUUGAGAACAAGGUGUCCCUGGCCGUUGCCUGCUAUCUAGUGCAGAAGGGUUGCAGCAUCACCGUGGCCAAUAGCCGCUCGAAGACACCUCUCGACCUCAUCAAUGACACCAACACCAUUGAUCUUCUGCAGAGCUAUUCUACGCAGGCUAGCAGUGCAGAUACAAUGGCCCGUGUUGACAUGGACCUGAAGGCGUUGGACCUGGCAGCUGAGAGCAUUCGCCAUGGUAGCAGUGUUGGUGGUGGCAUCCUCGAUGGGCCUGCGUCCUCCUCCUCAUCCGCAGAGUCCCCAUCGGGAAACUCUUUCGCUGGAGGGAACAACAAGCCUCAGUCGGUGUCCCAGCCUGUGAGCCCAGCCAAAAGCCAGGGCGAGCAAGUCAUGGUGCCUGGUACCUCUGAGCCCAUGAAUAAUUGUGACAUUGAGAAGCAGAUUGUGGAGACUAAGGACGAGUGUUCGAUCUGCUUGGAGUGUCCAGCCACAGUGAGGUUCCAGCCAUGUGGGCACUGCGUCACCUGCGAGGACUGCUCUACACGUGUCAAGAAGUGCUUCCAAUGCCAUGCUGUUGUGCUGACCAAAGUUACAAGAGAUGGCCGGACAGUCUCUAGCAAAGCUCGGCAGCCAUCCGCGGAGAGACUGCGCUACCUGGAGACCAAGAUCGCAGAGAUUGAGGAGGCUCAUUGCUGCAGCAUCUGCCUGGAGCGCCGUCGUAGCGUUGCCUUCCUCUGUGGUCACGGAGCAUGUGUCAUCUGCGCCCAGACACUUAAGACUUGCCACAUGUGCAGGAAGCCCAUUUCAAAGAAGAUUAAUCUCUAUUGAUAACAAGGGGUCGGAGUAGGGUUCAAUUUUCACUUUUUAAAAAAUUUCUUUCUUUCUUUGUUUAUAUAAAGGUCUAUGUGAUGCUGAUUUUAGACCUUUGGAGUGUUCUUGAUCUAUAGGAUAAUAAUGUGAAAGAAAAAGAUAUUCUGAUAUGAGGGCAUAUAUUAUUCAGUUUUUUUUUUUUGGUAUAGACUAAGACCUUAUUGUGAAAGGCUUUUUAGUGUUUUUUUUAAGUAUUUUUAUUGAAUGCCUAGAAGAAAGGAAAAAUACCUUGUAAUAUGUAUUGCAAGCUCUCCAGGGAAACAGAAGGACAUUAAUUAUUAACACAAUAAAAUGCAGAGUUGGCAAAAGUACUUCAUUCAGAGGAAAUGGAAGGAUACAUACAUAGGUACACACAUACAUUUCAUAUUAUGUGUACAUAAAAACAUGUGCAAGGAGUGUUACAGUGGUAUAUUGUGAUUGCAGUAAAGGAAUGGUCGCUUAAUGAUAAAGAUUUGUACUGUUAAUGCAAAGUUAUGUCUGCUUGCCCAAGAGUGUUGGUGUUUACUGCACUGUAUCAUUUAGACCUGUGUAGUACAUUACUACCUUGUAUAUAUUGUAGAUUUGAAUUACGUUCACCCCCAUUCUCAUUCAUAGUGUGUUUUUACUUUCUUUGGUCACUUCAUUUAAUUAUCAUUAUUUCUCUUCCAGUCAUUUCCACUCUGAAAUGACCUAGUUUUCUGCUUUUUUUUUUUUUUUUUUUUUUUUUCACCUGAGAUUGUGGUAUAAGGAUUUUAUUUUGUUAUGGAGUAUAUACCUCACCCAGUAAUUGCCUCAGUUUGAUUUUGUACCAGGUUAUUUCUUCCUAUAUUUUUUUUAUCUCUUCUUUUUCUCAUGUCUUUUUCUUUAUUGUCUAGUUCUCCUCUUAUUUAUUACUCUUGAUUUUUACCUCUUUUUCUUUUAUCUUUUGUUUCUUUGGUUUCGUCUUUUAAUAUCUACUUGUUCCUUUAGUCUUUUCUUCCAAUUUUUCCUUCUGCUUUUUGUACUCUUCAGACUUCUGCAUCCUACGCAGAGCAAGGAAUUGCAAACAAAGCAAGCACACAAGCAGGCAAGCCCACGUAAGCCAAGACUCUAGGGAUGGGUAGUUCAUCCUGCGAGGUAUCUAGACAUUAGCCGGUCAGCCUGUUUCCUCAUGUUAUCAUGCUGCCAUCCAGUGCUACUUGGUGCUGAUAUCGUGUAGAUAAGGAAUCUCAUAAUAAUGCAGAAAAAGGUUUUGAAUGAGAAGGAAUAAUUCGCAAAGCAAGAGAUGUAAUGGACACAUAUUUAUUAAAUCUAAUGUAGUUCUCAUAAAGAGUUAAAAGCAAGCAUGUUAGUGACACCACUGACAUUGCGAAUGAUUCCUUCUCAUUGAACUUUUUUUUAGAAUCUUAUACAAAACAAGUGGAGAGCACAUAGAUGUUUAACGCAGAAAUAUUCCUGCAUUGACCCCCCACCCCCACCCCACCCAAGUUUAGAUACAGGUGCAAAUUGAAAUGGAUUUAUUAUUUGUUUUUUCUCACAAGGGAGAGAGUUUAGUAUUGUCUCAAAAUUUUUUGUGUAUGUCUGUUUAGAUUUUUUAAUAUAUAUUCUUUGACUGGAAAAAUGUCUUCAAAUACAGGAUGAUCUUAAAAGAACAUAAAUGGCACAAAGUUUGGUGAAAGGUCAACUGAAAAUCAGUAUUUUGUUAUUCCUUUUUUUUCUGUCCAUCAUAAGAUAACAGAAGUAAUUUAAAAGAAGCAUCAGGGGGUAUGUAAGCUCAGAAUAGCUUAAGCUAAAUGAAGGUAACUCAAGCAGAAGGGAACUAGGUAUCAUUUGAGAGCCAGAUCUGUAGCAAUAGGUAUAUAAUCAUAACUGUAUGAAAAAUGUACAGCUUUUGAUGGGUUAUGAAUGCUUGUAUUGAGAAGAGCUUCAUGUAAUACAGAAAAGAUUAGAAUAAAUUAAUCUUGAACAUGAGACAGAAAUGAACUCUCUCUAUUGUGAUGGACAGAAGUGAGAAAUAGUAGGAUAUUUUUCCCUUAUGUAUGCAUGAGUUGCUGGCUCAUUUGCCUUAGUGUUUGGUUGUUGCAAAUAUGGUUUGUCAGUGUUUAGAUAGAUGAGCAGCACCAUUACAGUAUAAUAAAUAGUAUGUUGGACGUUGUCUUUUGUUUUUGGCUGUAAUGUGUCUGGUGAUAUUUUCUCGGUCUUUUUCUCUCACUUUCUCUUUGUGUUGCCCGUUUUACUCAUUCAUAUGCAAAUAUUGAUAUGUUGAUGUGCAUGUAUUUCUGCUAGAAUAUAUAUCACUCAGUCAAAGAAGUAAGCUCUUCUGCAAUGAUAUUUAAAGAACAUAUCUGUAAUAUUCUUUCUGUGUAAUGUAGUAAUUCUGUUGGACAUGUUUUCUUGAUGAUGUUUCAGGAUUAGGGAAGAGCUGAAUAUUACUUCAUAAUAUAUUCUAAGGCCACAAAUUUAAUGGAGCUCAACAUAUUCUGUAAAUUUCUAACCCUUGCACACAGUUUUAUAUAGAAAAUGCUUUGAGAGACAGAGGGAGAGAAAAGUUGAUUAAACACUUUUUCAGACAUUCAUUUGUGUAAGGUCUGUGUACACUUAAGGACAUACAAGCAGGAGUCUGUGGAAAGGAAUAAGUGCACAAAUGAAGAAAUUUGGUGCUUUUUUCAUGUAUUAGUUUCAGUGUUAAGCAAGAAGAGAGUCAGCCUAUUUCAAAUCCAUAUGUGUAGUGGAUGUUUAUAUAAUUUUGAUUACUUUUCCAAAAAUGUGUUACUGUUCUUGUAUUGUCUUUGAACGUGUAUGCUUCAGUGCAAAUUAUACGUGAGAUAAUUUAGA